AUGGAGUCCGACCCCACCGAGCCUAAAUUCCCUCAGCCGGUGGAUGAGGAGGUAGAGAGCUAUGCUCCUACCUGUUCUAGUGGAGGCAGAAGAGAGGCAUUGACAUUAAGGGUUAUACCUACUGAGGUAGACAGAUGCCAUAGGUUUGAGGAGGGGUUGAAUGAUAAUGUGAAGCUCCAUAUUCCAACACUUCGGAUUAUGGAUUUUUCUCAAAUGGUGGAGGCUGCUCUGAAUGUGGAGAGGACUGAGAGAUCUGAGACAGUAGAGAGACCAGAGGUCAGGGCACCGGCUCGUGCCUAUGGUAUGAGAGCCCGGGAGGAACAGGAUAUGCCCGACCUGAUCCAGGGUACCUUCUUUCUCUAUGAUAUGCCUGUGCAUGCAUUGGUAGACCCAGGAUCCACAUAUUCAUAUAUUUGUAUUGCCUUGCCUGUGGAGAGAGGAGCUCAGAUAGAUGAGACUGAGCAAGAUAUUUUGGUCACUAACCCUUUAAGCCAUAGCAUAGUGGUGAAUAAAGUCUAUAAGGGUUGUCCCUUAAGAAUUCAGGGACAUGAGUUCUUAGCUGACUUGAUUGAGCUGCCAUUCCAUGAAUUUGACAUGAUACUGAGGAUGGAUUGGUUAUCGCAUCAUCAAGUGAUGGUAGAUUUUCGGUUGAAGUAG
Hevea brasiliensis (rubber tree) is the source of this 657-nucleotide messenger RNA. RefSeq lists its product as uncharacterized. The record is from RefSeq and is a predicted model, not a curated record. NCBI's taxonomy places the organism in Eukaryota, Viridiplantae, Streptophyta, Magnoliopsida, Malpighiales, Euphorbiaceae. The coding region runs from base 1 to 657 and encodes 218 amino acids. The transcript is spliced from 3 exons.